This is a messenger RNA of Colletotrichum karsti, 1206 nucleotides long. RefSeq lists its product as uncharacterized. The coding region runs from base 1 to 1206 and encodes 401 amino acids. The record is from RefSeq and is a predicted model, not a curated record. The transcript has 6 exons. NCBI's taxonomy places the organism in Eukaryota, Fungi, Ascomycota, Sordariomycetes, Glomerellales, Glomerellaceae.
AUGGUUCACAGGUUGAUCGCGGAGAGCCAGAACGACAUGGUGACCCCCAGCGACUCCAUGUUGUGGCACCCCAACUCGCAAGGGCACCACAUCUUCAACCUCAACCUGGCGCUGAUCAUCGUCUCCACGCUUCUGAUAGGAUUGAGGUUGUAUGUUCGGAAGACCAUUGUCAGGGCUCUAGGAUGGGACGACCUCAUUGCCAUAGUGGCAUGGGCGCUGUGCUUGACGUUGUCUGCUUUGGAGAUGGACACGACGCAUUAUGGGACCGGCGCCCAGAUCGAGGACGUGCCUAAGCCGAUGCUCUUGCAGUUCUUCAAGAGACUCACCAUCAUGGAGCUCGUGUAUCUCUUGGCCUCAGGAGCCGUGCGGUUGUCGAUCCUCGCAUUCCUCCCCCGCCUCAGCAAGAACAAGGCAUACACAUACACCGUCUACGCCCUCCGCCUCAUCGUAGUCGUCAUAAGCCUAACGGGAUUCUUCUUCGUCCUGACAGAAUGCUCACAAAUCCCCGACUUGUUCAACUACGCAAACACGUGGCGGCAAUGCAAGGACAAGGGCGACGAGGCGAAGCUGAUGCUCGCGCACGCCAUCAUCUGCAUCUUCGUCGACUGCAUGCUCGUCGCCCUGCCCCUGUGGGUGGUCUCGACGUACGUCAAGAUGGGCGUCAAGGCGAUCCAGAUCCUGCUCGUCUUCUCGUUCGGCUUCUUCGCCGUCGCGACGGGCAUCGUCCGGUUCAGCAUCAUCGUCACGACGGACUUUAGCGUGAACACAACAUACAAGAUGCUCUCCGUCGCCGCGUGGACGGACGCCGAGCUCCACGUCGGUCUCUGGGUGGGAUGCUUCCCGGCACUGCAGCCUCUGCUGCGACACGCUUCGUUCGCGCUGGGCCUGCGCAGCCGGCUGGACAGCACGAAACGGAACACCGCCGCCUCGUCGGCGGACGACACGAAGAGGAGGAGCGUUUUGAACCGGUGGUCGGGAUACUUCCGCGGUACGCACUCGGAUGUCGAGGAGCCGCAGAGCCCAGGGGGUACCGUGCAAAACGACAUGGUUGCCGGCCAGCAUGAGGAUGUUGAGAUGCUCGAUUUGGAAAAGGGCAGUGGUCCUCAAAAGACUGAUGUUUCGGUCGAUGUAGAGACGACGCAUGGCGCGUCUAGUCGAGGGUCAGGAGAAGUAGGAGACCCUGAUAAUCUGAGGCAGGAGAGUUGA